AUGACUACAUUCACUAAUGCAACCAAUGCAACCAAUGCAACCAAUGCAACAAUUCUUCCACCAGAUCAAGCAAAUAUUAAUUUCAAACCUACAACUACAGCUGUUUCCAAAGUACAAAAAUUAAAAUUACAUGUAUUAUUAGAUUCUACAAUUUAUACAGCAGGUGGAAUAUUAAGUGGAAGAUUGGUUCUAACUAGUGCCUCUUCAAAGUCUUUGAAACUUGGUGAAAUAUCUUGUGAAUUAACUGCUUAUGAAGUAUUUCAAAGUUCAAAUUUACCACCUUCGAAUGCUGUUCAUGGACCACCAUUAAAUGGUUAUUGGACCGCAAAAAAAGGAAAAACUACUUUUCCAUUUGCAUUUAAGAUACCUAUUGAUGCACCAAGUUCAAUGGAAUAUGGAAGUAACGCUUCUUUAAGAUAUAUUGUUACUGGAGUUAUACAAUUUAUGAAUAACGGUAAACAAGAUACAAUAUUUAAAUCAAAAGGGGCAUUUGUAGUUGAAGCAUGGGAUAGAGAUAAUUCUAUUUACAGGCAACCAAUCGAUGCUGUUAACAUGAAACAAUUAUGGAUGGGUGGUAGUGGUGCUGUAUUAUUAGAGGCUACUUUAUUAGAGACAUUAUUUCAAAGUGGUGGUAAUGUUAGUAUUAAAGUUAGAGUAAAGAAUGAUACCAAGCGAAGGGUUGAUCAAGUCAAGAUUGUAGGUGAGACUGUUAGUGAAGAAUGGUUUAAAAAUAAAGAUUUUUUGUUUGAUUGUGGUGAAGAUAGAUCAACUACAGUUCAUAUUCAUGAUGUUCGAAAAGAUGAUGAUGAAGUUCUUGAAUAUAUUGCAUCACCUGUAAACAUUCCAUCUAAACAAGGAAAUAGAUCUUUACCUUGGUCAAAUGAUGAAGAAGGAUAUCAUCGUGGUCGUCAUUCACCAAAAAAUUCAUUUGGGUCAAGUUUAUUUGGAUCUGCGAGUCCAAAGAAAUUUGGUUCAUUUGCACAAUCCUUCUUAGGUAAAUCUAAACAAAUGUCACCAUCUUCACCACCAUCAAGAUUAAUUGCAAAAUCUCCACCAUUAGCUCCUGCUUCUCCGUAUGCAUAUAUUCCAGCUAUUGAACGUGUAAGAUAUCUUUCUUUUUCUACACAAGAACAAACUGCUAUACAAAAACGUCCUUUCACUCCUACCAGAUCUACUUUGAUGGCAGAGUCAGAAUAUGGUUAUAAUGUGUCCCCUCCUAAACCAUUAAAAAUGGUACAAAAAUGGUUAGAUAAUCAAGAUGAUGAUAGUCCCCCUGAAGUUCCAAAUCCUUUAAUUGAUCCAAUUGAUAAAAUUAAUCAACCUACGACACCAUCAUCUCAAUGGUCACAUAUUAAUCAGGUACAAGAAGUUAUAACGAAAUCACCACCGAAUCAAGUUAUAUCAACAAUUGAUCAAUCACAACAAGUUUCUGUUCCAAUACCAAUUCAAAAUAUUUCAAAAUUUUCAGAUAAAACAUUUCAACGUAGUAAUAGUAUUGUAUCUUCUCCUCCCGGACCUUCUGGAAUUUCAUUAUUAAUGAACAAUAAAUCACCUAAGUCAUCUGUUCUUGAUACAUUUGAGGACAAAUCAUUGAUAAACUCGACAAACAUUUCUAAUGAUCAAUCAAAUUAUCUUCAAUUACCUAAAGAUGAACAAGUUAGAUCUAGAACACCACCACCUACAACUUCAAAACCUUCAAGUGAUACAACAACAACUGAUACAACAACAGCUGCUGUUGGUGGAGUUGGUGUAAAUUUAUCUGCAUUAUUGAAAUGGGGAGGUUCUUGGAUUGGUUAUAGUAAUAAUCCCGAAUAUGAUAAAAAUGAUAAUCAAGAGAAUGAGAAGAACGAUAAUAAUUUGGAUUCGAAUGAAAUUGUUACAAAAAACGAGACAAUUGUUGAUGGAAAGCAACGUAAAGAACUUCCACCUCCACCAGGGUACGCAACUGAAUCGGUUAAAGCACGCGCAAUAAAAGUUGAAGAUAUUGUACAAAAUGAACAAACAGGUGAAAUUGAAUCUGAAAUAUUGAAUGAAGGAUUGAUUACAAGAAAAACAAGGAGAAUUUUACCUCCGCCACCUGAAGAUGCAACUGAUACUAAAAAAGCACGCGCAAUUAAGGUUGAUGAAUAUAAAAAUAUUCAGGACGUUUUUAAUGUAGAUGGAUCGUCAGAAAAUACUUCUAAAAUGACUAACAAUCAAAAUGAACAGAAUGCAUUAACGACAGAAGUUCGACCACAACGUAAUCUACCUCCUAUUCCUAAAAAAUCACCAUCACUCAAGAAUAUAAAUAUAAAAAAUAAAGAACCAAGCAAAAGUACAAUUGUAUCACCAACAAUUGAAAAUGAGAUAACUUUAUCUUCAAAAAUAGUCAAUGAUACUACAAAAAUUCGUUCAAUAUCAUCUAGCCCGCCGGUACCACCGAAACCAUCACAUCUUUCUACCAGUCCUCCCUCUCAAUCUUCCCCUCAUCAACAAUCCAAAAAUAUUUCUAGUUCACCACCAAAAUCUUCACCAAAAUCUUCAAUGCCAUCAAAACCUGUUACCACUAAUCAAAAUUUCAAUAAAGCAUCAAUAUUUGCAGCAUUAGGACAAAGGAAAUUACCCAUUAGUAAAGUUUCGAAUGUAAUAUCAACACCAAACAAUAAAUCUAGUCCACCAACUAAACCAAUUAAACAUUCACCACCAACUAAACAUUCACCACCAAUUAAACAAUCACCACCAAUUAAACAAUCGGGAUUUAAUGUACCACGUAAACCCAUAAGUCAAAACAAUAUUCUGAAAGAACCUGAUGUAAAUAUUGAUAAAAGAAAAGAACCCACAAAUGGUGUGAAGAAUAUUGAUUUUGACGAAAUUAAUGAACAAUCAAAAAAUAUUGAUAAUCAAAUAUUAGGUGAAAAUAUAAUACCUUCUGAAUCAAAAAUCUCAUCAUCACCUAAAAAAUCAUCACCAUCAUUAACUAUAACUAGUUCAGAUCCAAUUCCUAAUGCUAACCUUGCAAGGAAAAAAACAUUUAGACAACAUAAACUUGAACCGAUGUUACCAACACUUUCACAAAUUACUUUAACAAAACCAAAUAACGAAAAUAUAAUCAUUGAAGAAGGAGAAGAUUAUUUUAAUACUGAAACAACCAAAUUUUCAUCAUCACCAAUGAUAUUAAGUCCAAGAUUACAAGAGUAUAUUAGUAAAUACAAUAAGGCAACUACUGGUGGAAUGUAA
Messenger RNA from Diversispora eburnea, 3216 nucleotides. Lineage: Eukaryota; Fungi; Glomeromycota; Glomeromycetes; Diversisporales; Diversisporaceae. The record is from the annotation of a GenBank genome assembly.